GAGUUCUUAGAGUAGCAGUUUUCUAAGAACAACUCAGAGUUGUUUUCCCUGUUUUUGAGAACAUGCGGAGAACACUGUUCUCCACUUAAAAAAGUGGUCCGUACAUUUUUAUAAUCCUCGUUUAUAACAGUUUUGCGCAAGUUGAAACCGGCAUCUCGCUCCUUCACGAUAAAGCUCUGCAACACCUCAUUUGAAACCGGCAUCUCGCUCCUCUCUACCGCUUCUCUCUACAAGAUUGCUCUGUAACGCUGCACUUCUCUCCUCUGCAUCCACACUCUUGCUCAGAUUUUUUCAAGCUCCAUCUGUUUAGGUUCUUGAAAAAUCAAGAUGGACAUAGAUUAGAGUGACAAAUCGUCUUCAUCGUCUAGUGAUUCAGAUGAAGCUUUUGAUGACCUUGUAGAUUGCAUGUAUUUGAAUUUGAUGCAGGAGAAUGAAGAUUCCUUUAAAUCCAAGGUACCAAAGAGAACUUCAGGGUUAACAGGUCAUGAGUAUGUUCAGAAAUUGUUGAAUGACCAUGCCGGUCGAUGUUUUGAUAUAUUACGAAUGGAUAGAGAAGUCUUUUUGAAAUUAUGUCGAAUAUUGAGAGAACAAAAAUUGUUGGAAGACAUACAUACAAUUUCGAUCGAGGAGUCAGUGGCAAUGUUUCUGUUCAUUAUAGGACAUAAUAUUCGUCGUGCAGUGGUAGCUGAACGAUUUCAACAUUCUGGAGAAACAGUUUUCAGACAUUUGAAAUACGUAUUGAGAGUAAUAUGUCACCUUGGGAAAUCCCUCAUACGUCCACCACAAAGCGAUGAUGUGCCUUCUCAUAUACUUCAUAAUCCUAAAUACUAUCCUUGGUUUAAGAAUUGCAUUGGAGCAAUUGAUGGAACACAUAUAAGUGCUUUUGCACCUGCCAGCAAACAAACUCCUUAUAGAGGAAGAAAGUCUAUAGUGACACAAAAUGUUAUGUGUGCUUGCUCAUUUGAUAUGCUAUUUACUUUCGUUUACGCGGGUUGGGAAGGAACGGCAAAUGACUCGAGAGUUUUUAUUGAUGCAAUUACUAGAGCUGUUGCACGAUUCCCGAUACUAACUGAUGGGAAAUACUAUGUAGUUGAUUCUGGUUACCCAUGCACAAAAUGAUUUCUGCCUUCGUAUCGUGGUCAAAGAUAUCAUCUACAAGAUUAUAUCGGCAACCGCGUGGUGCAAAGGAAUUAUUUAACUACCGGCAUUUAUCACUUCGCAAUGUCAUUGAACGUUGUUUUGGAGUACUAAAGGCUCAUUUUCCCAUUUUAAAGCUUAUGCCUUAUUAUAAGUUGGUUAGACAACGACUCAUAAUAACUACUUGUUGCACGAUUCACAAUUUCAUUCGUCAAAAUAUAUUAGAUGAUCGUUUUUUUAUGGAGUAUGCGGAAGAAGAUGUUAAUGUCACGAAUAGGGGGAAUGGUAAUAGUAGUAAUGUUGGUGUACUGAAUGCACUUAAUUUAUCUGAUGAUCGUGCAGCACAAAUGGGAACCCUUAGAACUCAUCUGACAAAUCUAAUGUGGGCAUCAUUCAGAGGCAAUGCUAGAUGAAGUUAUUUUUAUAAUUCUCUAAUUUUUGCUUUGAUUACUUAUUUGUGUAAUUCUUUAAUAUUUUGUUUUAGUUAUGUAUGACUAAAAUUAAUGUUUGUACAACUAAAAGUGCAUAUGACAUUUAAAGUAAUUAAUGUAACUCUUUUGUUGUAUUUAAAUUUAAUCAAAUUUUAAUUAAA
This is a messenger RNA of Cornus florida, 1729 nucleotides long. RefSeq lists its product as uncharacterized. Bases 406 to 1119 code for a protein of 237 amino acids. The transcript is spliced from 3 exons. The record is from RefSeq and is a predicted model, not a curated record. NCBI's taxonomy places the organism in Eukaryota, Viridiplantae, Streptophyta, Magnoliopsida, Cornales, Cornaceae.